Planococcus citri (citrus mealybug) is the source of this 1192-nucleotide messenger RNA. Its product is annotated as serine/threonine-protein phosphatase Pgam5, mitochondrial-like. The coding region runs from base 306 to 1121 and encodes 271 amino acids. Gene Ontology annotation, biological process: positive regulation of mitochondrial fission; peptidyl-threonine dephosphorylation. The record is from RefSeq and is a predicted model, not a curated record. The transcript has 5 exons. Gene Ontology annotation, cellular component: mitochondrion. Lineage: Eukaryota; Metazoa; Arthropoda; Insecta; Hemiptera; Pseudococcidae. Gene Ontology annotation, molecular function: protein serine/threonine phosphatase activity.
GAAAACAAACAAGUGACAACAAAAGCGGCUCGGCGCUCGGCUUGAUUUUUUGAGCUAAGCUAAUGAGCUUUCAUGAUUCUUUUCAACUAAAUUUUGAAUUUUGAGCUUUUAGAAUUAAUUCUAGCAUUUCGUGAAAGUGUCUUUUUAGGUGUAAUUUAUUCUUCAUUUCGCGAGUGUAACCUUAUGACUUUAAUCGAAGAAUAUUUUUAUUCAUUUCGUAUAGUUCUGUAAUUAUGAGAAUACGUUCUAAUUUCUGCUGAAAGCGUUUUGCUAGUUGUUACUUUGUUACAUUUGAAAUUAUUAAAAUGGCCAAUUUUUCGAAGUAUAAAAUUUAUUUUGGCAGUACACUGGGAGCUGUUGUCGGUGGGUUAUCCACCUACUAUGGAAUGAUAACAUUUCACGGUCCUCCAUCACCGAAGUGGGAUUUCAAUUGGGACAAGCGAGCUCCUCAAUCGUUGACUAAGCCCGUCAAGAACGCAGAUGAUCCCAAGCAACAGAAUGAAUUCAAUGAAAAUUUGGCAAAAAAUAAGUCGAAGGCUGUUCGUCACAUAAUUUUAAUCCGUCAUGGUCAAUACAAUCUUAGUGGUAAAACUGACAAAGCUCGAGCGUUGACUGAGUUAGGAGAGAAGCAAGCCUUAGCGACUGGAGAACGUUUGAAAGAGUUAGGAUUACCUUAUACAAACAUAAUACGUUCAACAAUGACUAGAGCCACGCAAACAGCGUCCCUAAUUCAAAAAUAUCUUCCUGAUGUUCCUGUUAAAGAUUGUAAAAUGCUCGAAGAAGGCGCUCCAAUCCUACCUGAGCCGCCUCAUUCCACUUGGAGACCUGAAUUACAUCAGGUAUUUCGGGAUGGUGCUCGAAUAGAGGCUGCCUUUAGGAAGUACAUCCACCGAGCUCCUCCUGAUCAAGUUAAUGAUUCUUACGAUAUCAUUGUGUGCCAUGGAAAUGUGAUCCGUUAUUUCGUAUGCAGGGCUUUGCAAAUUCCUGCUAACGCUUGGUUACGAUUUUCCAUCAAUCACGCCAGUAUUACAUGGCUUUCAGUGAAUCCUAAUGGUAAAGUUAUAUUACAUGAAUAUAGUGAUGUCGGGCAUAUGCCACCAAAAUAUAUCACUACUAGCUAAAUGAAUGAUACUUUCGUGUAUAUCUAUUCUCGAACUGUAAUACUUUGAAUUUAAAUAAAUGUUUGUUGGUA